Molecule: messenger RNA, 312 nt
Organism: Ilex paraguariensis (yerba mate)
Lineage: Eukaryota; Viridiplantae; Streptophyta; Magnoliopsida; Aquifoliales; Aquifoliaceae
Source: the annotation of a GenBank genome assembly
AUGACCACCGAACUUGUUUACUCACUCAAGCUGCUGAAGUUCACAGGCGGUGGAGGAGUUCCAUUCCACGAGUCUCUGGCGAGAAAAAUAAACAGAAGGCAGACAAGGAUUCGAUUUGGACUUGACCGAUCAUCGGGCAGUUCAGCUGCAGUGUCGGAUCGGAACACAGUGUUUCCGGCGUCGAUCCGUUUGCAGAGGGAGUUAGUGAGAGCUCGAUUUCCGGAGAUUUCUACCUUCCGUUGCUCUCGCUCUCGAAUCCCGAUGGAGUUGGAAAUUUGCAUGAAGGGGUUGGUGGAAGAGCUGAAUUAUUGA